AUGGGGAGAGCCAAGUUUAGAGAAAGCGAAAAAGAUGCCGGCAAAUGCAGAAGCGACGGACUACAUAAUCAUCAAGGAGGAGACGAAAGUCUUGUCAUAAAAGCAGAGGCUGACAAAAAAAUCGUCAAAGGAUCCUGGGUCGGACCAGAAGUCGAAAAAGAGAAACCCCGAAACGACAAAAACGUCAAUCACGAGGAAGAAGAGACCCAGGGAGCGCAUAACUACGCCAUCAACUCUGGACCAGAGCAAGACCGGACGACGGGUAACACAUGGACCCAAAAUCCAAAUUACGACGAGAAUGUCUUCUGCUACUUUCACCAGGCCUGCGGCCACUCAACCGUUAACUACAAAGUUGUCGGCGCAAGGCUGGCCGCAAAGUUGCUCGCGGGAGAACUCGCCGAAGUGUCCAGCAUAAAAGAUCUCGUCCGCUAUUCAGACCGCUCCUCGAGAAACAAAAAGGCUCCUCCGACAGAGAAGUCUUUCCAAGGGAACCAAUCGAGAGAAAAGCCCGGCAGAAGACAAGACGAGAAGGUCAACGACAAUAGUCGUCGCAGAGUGAACAUGAUGAUCGGAGGAUCGCAAUACUGCGGCGAUACCGUGUCCGCCAUCAAAUCAUAUCAGCACAAGCCCGAUACGAGCGUGAAUUCGCUGACCUGGUCCGCGCCCAGUGACUUCCCGAAAGGAGCGAUCACUUUCGAUGAAGAAGAGGCUGGCAGGAUUGACCAGCCCCACUGGGAUCCACUCGUGAUCGAUCUCGUGAUAAGAGAUAUCGAGGUCGCCAGGGUUCUCAUUGACACGGGUAGCACUUUUAAUCCAUCUCAGUUCCAGAAGUGUCGUUUGCAUUCUCGGAUCAUAUCCAACACCCAGCUAAAGUGA
Molecule: messenger RNA, 876 nt
Organism: Brassica napus (rape)
Lineage: Eukaryota; Viridiplantae; Streptophyta; Magnoliopsida; Brassicales; Brassicaceae
Exons: 2
Coding region: 1-876 (291 amino acids)
Source: RefSeq, a predicted model, not a curated record